Molecule: messenger RNA, 2337 nt
Organism: Musa acuminata subsp. malaccensis (wild Malaysian banana)
Lineage: Eukaryota; Viridiplantae; Streptophyta; Magnoliopsida; Zingiberales; Musaceae
Product: chitinase 2
Biological process (GO): carbohydrate metabolic process; regulation of DNA-templated transcription
Molecular function (GO): DNA binding; hydrolase activity, hydrolyzing O-glycosyl compounds
Source: RefSeq, a predicted model, not a curated record
UCCCCCCCUUUCCUUCUUCGUUACCCACAGGGUCAAGGGCGGCGCACUGAUCUACGCUUUGAUAGAGCUCCCCAGGCGGUUCUGCUUGCAUAUCAAAUGUCUUUUGACAUCAGAACGGACUAUCCUAGUUUUAUUUGGUGCGACUUUCGGUUCAUAUGCCGUAGUCUGUUGUUUUGUUGUCGUAGAGCAUUAUUUCGGCACUGGACUUGAUAAUUCAGAGAUUUUGGCUCGGAGCUGAACUUAAUCCAAAGGUUUCCAUUUCUGAGCCAACAAAGGUUUUCGCUGCUGAGGAUACUUUUGAGAAGCACAGUUAUACUGUUAUUGCUGUUUGGCUAUAUCAAAUUUUAAGUCUCAUUAUAGUAUUAUAGACAAGAGAUCGUGAUGGCUAAGACCAACCUCCCACCGGGCUUCCGUUUUCACCCCACUGAUGUUGAGCUUGUUUGGUACUACUUGAAGAGGAAAGUAAUGGGAAAGCCUUUCCGGUCUGAGGCUAUUUCUGAAGUUGAGCUAUACAAAUUCGCCCCUUGGGAACUCCCAGAAAAAUCUCGGUUGCGCACAAGGGAUCUUGAGUGGUACUUCUUUUGCCAUCGUGAUAAAAAAUAUUCAAAUGGCUCUCGAUCAAAUCGAGCAACUGAUGGUGGUUAUUGGAAGGCUACUGGAAAAGACAAAUCUGUCAUUCACAACUCUUGUACGGUUGGUAUGAGAAGGACUCUAGUUUUUCACGAGGGGAAACCACCAAAGGGGACAAGGACUAACUGGGUGAUGUAUGAAUACCGACUACAGAGCAGGGAAUUGGUUGAUGCUGGAUUCGCACAGGUUAAGCUUGCUUCCGAUACUUAUUUAAAGGACGCUUACUUACUCUGCAAAGUAUUCCAAAAGAGUGGUCUGGGUCCUAGAAUUGGGGAGCAAUAUGGUGCGCCAUUUAACGAAGAGGACUGGGAGGAUGACACGGCCAUUGAGAGUUCCUUUCCUCUUCCUUGUGUAUCUUCUUGCCUGAGUGCAGAACCAUUAGAUAACCAAGCUAUACAGGCGGAUCCAGUUAGCAAACAGCCUAUAGCUUCCAGUGCUGUUGAGUUACUUUCCGAUCAUGAUCUUCUUGAUGUUGAUGGAAUAUCGUUGGAGGAGUUGGCAGAGUUUCUUAAUAGCUCUCCACUCGUAGAGAAUGCUGAUGGCAAGAUGCCUGAUUUAACCAUUCCUAGCAUGAAUGUUAAUGAAGCUGCAGCUAUGGACCCUGAAGGAGUAUAUAAUGAAUUAGACGAUCUCUCUACUGGGGAAUUGAUUUCUGGCAAUAUCGAUCUAAUUGAAAACAUUCUCAAUGAAACUGCCUUGUGUCCUACGCUACAAGAACUUGAUAGUAAACAGUAUGUUGAGCUGAAUGAUCUUAUUGGGGAUGGAAAUCCCUAUGUGUCUGUCGAGCCAAGUACUCCAUUUGCCCCAAACCCAUCUGGUCAUUGGCCCGAUUUGGAGAAUCUGAAUCACAUCCUUGAUCCAAUCCCUUACUUUGAUAAUGAUGUUUAUGGUGGCAUGCAUGGUCUUCCUCAUACAGGACCUGAUACAACAAGCCAACAUUGGUUACCGGGCAUGCAGAUUGGAGAUUUUGGUGAAUUUGUGCCCCCACUUGAACGAUCCUCUUUCUGAGUAUUUAUCAUCACUUGCAAGAACACUCUCCAGCUAAAUUCCUGUGGCCCCUUUUGUCUAUAUGGGUUUCAAGCAUCAAAAGCCAAGUGUUUGUUAUAGCUAUGGGCCAAUAUUUACUGAAAGGACGAUGUCAAGAAAAGAAAAUGGAUUCACACUACUUGUGAGUUCUGCCUUAGAAGAGAUGCUCAUCAGUAAAUUUUGCAGCGCUUCCCUGAUUUGUUUUGGUUCUUCAACCAUAGUACAACUUAUUUCUUACUAGUGUCUCUCUCUGGAAUCUGGUGGAAGUUGAAACACUGCAAUUUAUUUCGUGGUAUCUAUUUCGGUGUUCACCAGAUUUACCAAAAGUGAGUGUCACUCAGAGCUUCUCAUGGCUAUAGACAACACAGCUACUGUUCCUAUCAGGCAGUCUAUCAUCCUUCUCUUCCACGAAAGCCGCCUCUAUUCUCUUUCGGCUUCUCAUGGUGUAUUACCAAAAGCUGACAUUCGAACUUCAUGGGGGACGGUUGUCUGCCGGCAGCAGCAUUUAUUUCAGCAUGGAUGUUAAUGGGAAGUCGCAUGCUACAUCUAUUUUAUGUACUUAUUCGAUGUUUAAUGAUGCAACGCUUGGCAAAGGGAGGGGGCCAAUAAUUAUAGUGCUGGUUUGUGUCCUGAACUGCUACUUGAUAAUAAAAGACGUCUAUUGUAGAACAUUUAAGUCGA